Pectinophora gossypiella (pink bollworm) is the source of this 1074-nucleotide messenger RNA. RefSeq lists its product as uncharacterized. Bases 20 to 604 code for a protein of 194 amino acids. NCBI's taxonomy places the organism in Eukaryota, Metazoa, Arthropoda, Insecta, Lepidoptera, Gelechiidae. The transcript has 4 exons. The record is from RefSeq and is a predicted model, not a curated record.
UUCGAAGCGUGUGCGGCUUAUGUUUACGAUUUUAUUUCGUGUUCGAUUUUGUAUAAUUUAUAAUUUGGCAAAGAAAAGCAUAAUUGGUUGUAAAAAAUAUAUAAUAAGAUACCUUUUACAUAUAGUACAUAUUUUCAUAAUGAGUGAAGAUAAGGCAAAGUUAAAGGCUCUCGUCGCCGAGCGGGGAUAUAUCAAGGGGACUUUGUCACGGCUAAACAACUUUUGCCACGAUGCUGAUGCAAUGGCGGCUACCUCGCGUGAGGCCUUACGUGAAAAACGUCUUCGCAUGUCGGAGGCUUUUCAAGAAUAUAUGCAGUUAAACAAGGCGAUUUUAGUGCUGGCCGACGAGGACGCUGAAAAUUACGGCGAAUAUGAGGACAAAUAUUACGAGUCUGUUGGGCUGCUGGAUAAGGCCUGCUCGGGUCCGCAAACCGAGGCCAAACCGAAUGGCGGUGAGAAUUCUAACCCAGAGAAGCGUGCAUUGGCACUGGAAAACACCUCUGAGGAGAAGCAGCCAUCAUUUACUGCUAAGUCUACGCGAGCUCCUAAAGUCAGCGGGGUAGCGGCAGCAGAGAAGCCUCAGCCAGCAUGUCUUGCAGCGUGAAUCGCUGCCCCUCACGCCGUCUGGGCCGUUUUUAAUUAACACCUGCUUUGGAUACGUUGUCGCCGGGACUCUACCAGUUUCAUCUGGCAAGAUUUAUUCUUCUAAUCACUGUAUUAAUAUUAAAGUAAGUGAACCCGUGCAUACAUACCUAUCAGGGCAGGCAGCAAAAACAAAUUUAAUAUCUGACUUGUCUGAACCUCAAAAUGAUAAUUCAUUAUUAACACAAUGUGAUCAAGAUGCUUUAUUAUUUGAUUUAAAUAAUAAUAUUAAUAAUUUCUGGCAAUGUGAAAAGGUACCUAAUGUUUUCAAGGAGGGGUCAACAGAGUUUCAGUUAGCAGAGGAAUGCUUUAGGUCUUCUGUAAAGUUAAUUAACAAACGCUUUUCUGUGGCUUUGCCUCUUAAAUUAGAUUUGGAAAAUAUACAAUUAGGGGAUAGUUUCUCUUAUGCUCUGCAUAGAUUGUAUAAUUUAG